GCUUCUCGAUCCCUCCUGAACCCCUUCUCCGUUCGAUGAGUCGAUGCCACGGGCGGCGAGAAUUCUGCAGGCGAACUCCGGCCUCUUGCCGGCGGCUGAGCCUCCGGAGCCGCUCUCGGUGGACUCUGACAUGGUGGUGAUCCUGGCGGCGCUGCUCUGCGCCCUGAUCUGCGUCGUGGGGCUCGCCCUCGUGGCUCGCUGCGCCUGGAUUCGGCGGUCGGCCGGAGCCCCGCCCGCGCCGAAGAGCAAGGGGCUCAAGAAGAAGGCGCUCAGGGCGCUGCCCAAGGUGUCGUACGACGCCGCGGCGGCGGGCGGCGGGGGGCUCGCGGACUGCCCGAUCUGCCUCGCGGACUUCGUGGAGGGGGACGAGAUCCGCAUCCUGCCGCAGUGCGGGCACGGGUUCCACGUCGGGUGCGUCGACACGUGGCUUGUUUCCCGCUCCAGCUGCCCGUUCUGCCGCCGCGAGCUCGUAUUCGCUGCCGCGGCCGCAGCCUCCCAGCCAUCGCGAUGCCAGACGUGCGGAGCACGCUCCGGCGACGCUGCUGCGCCCUCCGCCGCGGCGGCAGCAGAGGAAUUGGCGAAGGCCAGAGAGGACGGCGAUGCCAGUAGGUUCCUCACCUGAGUCCUCCUCUCUUUUCUGCACUUAUUUAAGUGAAAAAGAUGUAAUUUUUUCCCUCUCUGUUUAGGGUUUGUGCUGGUGAUGGCUUAGAACGCCAUGUGUUUGUAAAUUGAUGCCUUAGGAUUGUACAAUAUGUAGAAAUCAAACCAAAAGAUGGAAACAAGAAUUCACUUUCUGAAGUGAAGCAUCUUGGAUAAAUCUCCCCUUGUAAAUGCCCAUUGUAGCUAAAAGAAUGUGUCUUUUAGUCCAAUAAACAGAAAGAAAGAGCUUUUCUAGCCA
Molecule: messenger RNA, 898 nt
Organism: Musa acuminata AAA Group (dessert banana)
Lineage: Eukaryota; Viridiplantae; Streptophyta; Magnoliopsida; Zingiberales; Musaceae
Product: probable E3 ubiquitin-protein ligase ATL44
Exons: 1
Coding region: 44-622 (192 amino acids)
Source: RefSeq, a predicted model, not a curated record